UCGCCAAGAUGGCUGCUAUGAGAAAAAACUAGAGAAACCGAGUUUGAAAAUUUCUCGGAUGUCAGUUUUUGUUGUGACGGUUUGGGCGCGCUUGACACACGAUGGAGGUUAAAACCGUAAAAAACAUGUUUAACCGUGAUAGUUGAAAAAUACCGUUUUGUCAAUGCGCUGAUUAUGCGACUUUGAUAGAAAUAGCGAAUUUUUAAAUUAUGGAUAAUAUGAACGUCGAUGAAAGUGGAGUUAAGUGGCUUUUCAUGCCCUGGCAGCCACUCGUCACCUCCGAUAUUGCUGUAUUGACAGCGGUCGAGGAAUCUCUUGUGAAUAGUCUUGAUACAACUUUGAUAGUACAUACCUGUCAAUUCGUAACAAAUGUAAUGCUUCAGGAUUUCCCUGCGGAAGUUUUUAUCCAAAGACCGGCGAUCGUAACGAUAUUACAAGCACUGCUGGAUCAGAAUACAAACCAAGAAUCAAAAGUAUCAUUAGCAGUGAUGAAGACGUUAUACAAAUUAACGCGAUCAUUGAGAUAUCGUAUUCAUUAUUACUGCGAUCCAGCACUAGCGAAUAAAAGACCAAAUGUGAUAUUUGGUCAGUCAGAAGUGAGUUGGACUUACGAGUCAUCACUAGAUGACCGAGAGACCCCAGAGGGUGGUUUGCAAGAAGGGAAUUAUCAGGGGCAUCGGCAACAGUUCACUGCGAGCCAAGAGAGUCCAGAAAUAAUUGAGACCAAUUUAGACGAUUCGCUUUUACGCCAGCAGCAAAUGAGCGUACCCUUUUAUUGCACGGAGACUUUGAAAAAUGUUCUCUCCUUAUUCUCUCAGUUACCGAUUGAUUCUUCACCUCUUAAAAUUGUUAAAAAUAUCUUAGAACUCUCCUCUGAGCUUGUGAACCUCGUGAUCAUUAGCUUAAAGCCGUCGAUUUGGCUCUCCAAUGAUACAAUUUCUUUAAACGUCAACGAAAACUUGAAAUCUCUCCUGAGACUGCUAGCCGAACUUAUGGAAUAUUUUGGUCCAAGUAGCAUCGAUUUACAUCGCAUUAUUUAUCUUCAAAUCGUAUGUCUUGUAGAAAAAAUUUUGAGUAACCUCGUACCAUUGGAAAUUGCUGAUAUUGUUUUGCCAAAAAAUCUCAAAGUUUCCAUUGCUCAAUGUCUUCUGGAUGCUCCCAUUUUUCUUAUCAGUGAUGGAUUGAAUUUAAACCUCGAGCAGUAUGCACGACAAUUUACCGAUAGUGAAGCCACAGACAUAUUGGAACUUUUUGAUGACACGAAAUCCGUGACUACUUCUCUUGAAGCUGCAAUCAAUCUUAUGAGCGAGAAUAUGAACACUGGACGCUCAAAUUAUGAAACACUCAAACUAAUGUGGACAGCAAAAUCGAGUUUCUCUUGUCACAAACGUUUGUUUCUAGUCAAGAAAUAUAUUACAUUCCUACAAGAAGUCAGUGUCCUACUCGAAAAAGAAGAAAAAGAUUUGGCAAAUAAAUUGAUUCUUGAUCUUCUGUCAAAUGAGGACGAAGAUCUUAGAAAAACGACUUACGAGGAAUGUCAUCGAUUAGUUUCUCUCGCCCUUGGCGUCGAGGCUCGGCAAAUUGGAAAAUUUACCUGGAUCAAAGUUGCUUUUUUAUUGAAUACAAGCGUUAUGACAGAAAUUAUUUGUCAUGGAGUUGCAGGGGAUGACAACGCGAUCAAAAAUCUUGCCGAGGACAUUUUAGUCUACAUUUUGAAAGGAAAAAUCCACAUAGGGGAAGAAGGCUGGAAUAAAUUUCUCGAAGAAGCUCUUAUCCCGACAUUGGGACUUCUGCAAUGCAUUGCAGCCACCGAUUCGCAGCUGGGUCAAUGUGUUGCAAAAAUGCUCGAUCCCGACGUCUACGAGAGCUUAAACCUUCCUUACAUCGAAGUUAUAAAAGGAAAUUCAAGACUGUUGUAUUCUGCUGAUAGCAAGCUGAGAGAAGAAGCGCUUUGUCGUUUAAUUUUUUUACUCGGAUGUGAAAAAGACUCGUCGAAAAAACUUCCACGAUUAUCUUCCCUUCAUGGUCUUCCUCUCAGUUCGUUAUGCAUUAUCGAGAGGUCUCACAGUAGAUUCAAAAGAUCAGAAGGAAAUUAUCUAACGAGUAGUCUUCUUGCUGUGCUGGAAUUAAUAAAAACGCCGGACGUCGAGCCAAAAGUACGAAAAUCGGCCCUGGUGCAGUUGAGCGUCAUGUUGACUGACACGUGUCUCCACAAAUUAUUUAUUCGAGAGCAUGGUUUGCCGUUGGUUCUCGAUAUAAUGAACAAAUCACUAAUUGAAAGAGAAUUCGGGAAUUAUCCAGAUUCGGUUAUUCCGUUGCUGGCCAUAUUAAAAGCUCUAGCUAUGACUCAGUCCUCGGUGCGUCACGAUUUGUCCACGAGGCCGGAAGUUUAUUCCAAUAUUCUUCGAAGUUUGUUCCUUUUUCCGAACAACGAAUCGAUAAAAAUCGAUGCCUCGCAGCUGCUUUGUUUAUUGCUUUAUAGUGAGUACAUAAAAAUACCAACGACAAUAGGAGACGGUGAGUCGAACGUGGUUUCUCUACCUCACGUCAUAGCAACGAAGAUGAGAAUUCCUUUGAAUUGUAAAUCCUAUUGGAAGGAGAAUGAGAGAAGAGAAAAAAAUAUUUUUCAUUCGAAUAAACCUGAAGCAUUGACGUUUCUACGACAAUUUUGGUUCUGGCAAACGAAUGGUGGCACGGAAGAAUUAUUGCAAAAUUUUCAAAAUUCAAGCAGCAAAGAAAGUUUGCCAGACAUGUUGCAAAUUACGGAUUUGGAACUAUUGAAAUUGAGCCACAGCUCGGUUUACUAUUGCGUGAGAUUGCAGCUUUUGAACAUUCAAAAUUCUACAAUGCACGUUCAAGUUAUCGAAGCCCUUGAUUACUUAACGAUGUAUUUGAACUUGUGGAAAAUUUUGUGCGCUGAUUCGAACGUGGUUAAGCUCAAAAAAUUGCCCUGGGAACAAUCCUUCGUCCGAUUCUUGCUCUCCCAACCAACCAACAAAGAAGACUGUGAUUUAUUCGUCGAUGUCAUAAACUUUUUAUACGUUUUUAUUAAUACCGGAAUAAACGCCAAAAGUGACGAUUGGCUGGGCAGAAUCAUUCGUAAAAACUUGACGCGGUCAUUAACUGAUUUAAUUGGCACUAUCAACACUGACAACCAAGAAAUUCAUGAAGCCGUUUUGAAACUCGUACGCGCUGCUUCUGCCCUCCACGACGUUUCUUCCAUUGAUCAAUCCUCUCACGACAAUUCUUGGAUUGGAUUUGUUCAACUCGUCGUUUCGAAUCUCUGCUUCGGCGAUCAACAACAGAAUUCCCAUCACGAGAAACAACAACAUUUUUACAAUCUUGCUUAUCUCGAUUGGUUGUUGAGAUGCUUGAUGUAUUUGACAAGCAAGUGUCACUGGCCGGAGCACAAAGAUCUUCUCUCCUCAUUAGGCAAUGCUCUGAUCGAGUUGAUCGUAUCCUUUUAUGGGGCUGGCACCGUGAGUUUCAUGGGACUCUCGAUAACGAGAAAUUCUAUAAUAUGUCUCAAUCAUUUGAUUCACGAGAUGCAAAACAUUUUUCGAAAAAAUGAAUGGAUCGACUUUUGGUACGACGAUGAUCGUAAUUUAAGUUGGAUGCCCAUGUUAUGGAGAAAUCGUGAUCCCCUCGUGAGAGCUUCGGCCUUUCAACUAUUGUCAGCUCUCACGCGAAGCGAACACAACGCACAUCAAUUGUUGAAAGCCAUCACUCUCGCGCCCAGCGAUUUGUGUCAUACGCUUUUGCGACAUUUUACCAAUAGAGAGGAAUGUUGUAUCGUUCGAGAACAGGCUUGCAUAGCUCUCGCCAAUUUAGUUAAAAAUUCUAACAAAACAUCCUGCCAAUAUGUGGACACGUUAAAAUCAGGUGCUCUAAUAAUUUACAUCGAGCAGAGCAACAUUUAUUACGAGAUAAGCGUAUUGUGUUCAAACAUCUACCUCGGCACGAGCGUUUACUUUGAACAACGGGAAACUCACGGCACGAAAUCCGAGCACAGUGGAACUUUGGAAGAGGAGGAAGACGGUUGUCGACGUUUCGUAGCUACGCCUUCUCUGAUAAGUGCAACUUGUACAUUGCUCAAUAAUUUGAUACUCCUCGGUGGAGAGGACGUGGCGAAGCACAUUUACGAGCAAUCGUUAGACAAAUAUUUUUUGGGCUGUUUUGGUGUUAUUCCUUCACUGGAUGAACUGGACAAAAGAUCUCUGACGCAAUACUGCGACAUACUAGAAAUGUACAUAAGCCUCUGUACUCUCCUGACAAAUUGUAUCUCCCAUUGUCAGGAAUUUGCAAUCGCAGCGAAUUUUUCAUCCGAAACUUUGUACAUUUUACUAACAUAUUUGGAGAAGGAAAAUUACCACGAAGAUGAUCGAGUUACGUAUUUGCGGAAGAAUCUUAUAAUGGAAGUGUAUAAUUUUUUGUCGAUUCUAUCUCUAACGGAAAACGGAGGACAGCACUUGGAAGCUAUAAUGUCUUCAGCAGAGUUGGAAACGGGAGCGGAACGAGUGUUAAUCUCGAUUUGUCGAUCAAUGAAAGAUAGUCAUCACGAAUUGCGUAUGGCGUCAAUCGGUUGUUUGGCAUUUUUGUUGGCGAUCGAGAUACGGAGGCGUUGCGAAGUCGACGAAAAUACGAGGGGGCAACGAAGCGAGGAUUUUGUGGAAAUAACGAUAAGCGAUUACCUCGACAACUGCCUCGUUAAGCCGUCCGAUUUUAUCAGCGACGAGAAUUACGAGCUACAAAAAGUUCUCUCGAGCCUCAACAAAUUAACGGUUGCCCAACACUCCGAAAAUCCCACGAAAAUCACGAAAAACCAAAUGCACAACGAAAAAAUUCACAUGGGCUCCGAAAUGUCGAAAAUUCUUAUUCAUCUCUUCAUCGCUCAUAAUUAUGCCAAAUCUAUGAAAGAAGCCUCAAGUAUCACGAGAGAUAAAGACACGAUAGUUGGGGCAUUGUCGAAUUUAUUGUGCCUUUCGAAGGAGGCCAAAAAAACUGCACUUCUCGAAAACCUCGGAGAAACUUGUCUUCUCUCACUCAAAGAACUUCACACUGAAUUCACCCUGCAGCCUUACCAAGUUUACAAAACGAGGAGCAAUCGUGAGAAAAAAGUUUAUCCGGUGCUAAACGAAACCAAACGAGUUCUCGAUCUCCUCAUGAAUUUCAUGUAUAAUAGCGACGAGAUAAAGGAGAGACUCGCUAAAGCUGGUUUGGCUGAUUGUCUCCACAAACUUUGGGCCUGGAUAUCCCUCGACAAUAGGACCGUGACGUCCGCACUUGAACUCGUCGCGACCUUCACAACCAAUUGCUCAGAAGGCACCCUUUCGCUGACGAUGACGAACGCUGUCCACGGAACAGGAUUAAGACGAAGUCCGAACGCCACGUCCCUUUUGCAUACGAUAAUAAAUUUAAUUUGUCGAGAAAUCGACAAAGCGGGACGCAAAUUUGAUAAUCAGAAGAUUCAUUUUGCGUUUCACAUUCUGCGAAACGCCAUUCACGUACAUGAGUGUCGUGUUGCCAUCACCAAGAGCAAUCUUCUUCAAGUAUUCGAGAAAAUCCAUCCAGCGUCGACGAGAAGAACGAAACCUUGGUCUCUGCUCGAAGUUUAUUUUUUGGAGUUUUUCAACGAUUUUACGUUUUACGAGGAAGGCCAGGUUUCCGUGGCAAAAGCGACCGAUGGGCUGGACGUUCUCAUCGAAUUGGCGAGAUCGAGCACACCGGCAACUCGUUUAUUGGCUAUUUCCACCUUACGAAAUUUGGUCUUCAAUCCAGCAAACAGAGCGCGUCUGUUGGCUUCAGCGGCCUUCAUGAAUCUACUCCACUCGACUUUCGAGGGUGGAACGUUCAACGAGAUCGGUAUAACGGGUUCGAUACUUUGGUCGCUGGUAGCGAACAAUCAAAAGGGAAAAUUGACGAUAAGAAGCGCAGGUUUUUCGCAGAGUAUACAAGAAGUGUUGGGACGUUUGAGUUUACUGGAUAUGGCGGAUGAAAGGCAGAGGCAAGACUUGGCCAAAAUUCUUCAUUACGUCGUAAAGAUGUUGAGUUCAUCCGAAGGGCAAAUCUCUACGGAAGUUGGCUGAACGGGCUAGCAAAUAACGUCGAUGGUUCGUGACAUACGCAUCGAACGUCUUAUACGAAAAUUUAUUCGUCGAUCGUGCGGAGCGACAAGGCGUAGCAGGAAAAAUAACAAUUGUUCCUCGGCGAUGAGUUAUGUAAAGUUGAAUCAAGAGAGUUGGGGGGAAUAGCCAACAUAUUACGCACGUAAAAGGAAUCUAAAUCGAGCCUAUCCAUGUUUGAAUGACACCACGGUUCCAGGAAAGCUGUUAUUCAAUGAAAAAAUGUGAAAAAAAUUCUUUCAAAAGUACAACACCGAAAGUUCGAGAAAAAAAAACAACAAUAACAAUGGAAAUUACGGUACAGUGGAUAGAAACUUUAUCGAUUGUUAAACGAAAAACACGAAACUUCAACAGGAAAGAAGUCUCAGGUCUAACGGGGAUUAAAAGAUGCCAAAAAUCGCAAAAAGCUACAAUGGAAAAAGAAGAUGGAGACUGGAAACAAAAUAAUUUGUAAAAUAAAUAGAAUGAAAAAUAAAUAUUUUUCCAAUCGCGAAUAAGAACAGGAAUAAAAAGCUACAAUCACAAAAUGUUGCUGAAAACAUAUCUUUAUUUGAAGAUUUACGGAAAAAUGAUAAAAAUGGUUGCCAAGACUGAACGCGCAAGUUAAGCCGGAUGUAUGGAAAAAUCUUCAAACGACGAGCACUCUUCCCACGGUUUUUGCCUGAAGAUUCUCAAACUCUCGUUUAACAUAUGUGCAUGACGAAAUAAAACGAAACUCUGUCGUAAGGAGAAAAAAAAACUUGAAGGGCAGUGCCCCUAAAUUCUCGCAGCUACGAUUCACCGAUGGAAAUAAGUAAAUAAAUCAAAGUUUCUAGUCA
Venturia canescens is the source of this 6940-nucleotide messenger RNA. RefSeq names its product anastral spindle 3 (gene ana3). The record is from RefSeq and is a predicted model, not a curated record. The coding region runs from base 210 to 6086 and encodes 1958 amino acids. The transcript is spliced from 20 exons. NCBI's taxonomy places the organism in Eukaryota, Metazoa, Arthropoda, Insecta, Hymenoptera, Ichneumonidae. Gene Ontology annotation, biological process: centriole-centriole cohesion; centriole replication; ciliary basal body organization. Gene Ontology annotation, cellular component: centrosome; ciliary basal body; centriole.